AUGUCCUGCGCCCAGGUGCACCUGGAGAGCGACCCCUACGAAGCGGACCGCCAGUUGCAACAAGCCGUCCGCUCGACUUUCAAACGUCCCAACGGCUACUCCUCCCAUUCUCGCAAGCACUCGCGCACCUCUGCCGUGGACUCGGACUGGCCGUCGGACUGGCCUUCGGACGAAUCUGGCCGCUUCGAUGACGCGGAGGAAUGUGAUCCAUACGAGCAACCUACCAACUCGCCGUCCGCGCACUCAACCAAGCGCCGCCGUUCAAACGAUUGGCCGCUCCAACCCGGCGAAGAAACGCCCCCACCAAAGGACAAAGGCAAUCACUGCUGGCCGUUCAGGAACUCGAGUCACGGCUCACCUCGUCGAAAUGGACGGGGCCGCCGGUCUCGCUUCAUCGAGGAGCACAUGAACGACAGCGUGAGCGAAAAGCCGCCGAGUAUCUUCAUGCGCGAAGACGCGGGCGCAUCCGCGCAGCACGAUAGCGGCGCAGGUCAGAGGUCAUCUGGUAUCUUCCGGUUUGGGAAGGCGAUUGCAUCGGCGUUCAAUCCGUUUGGGGUGUGGGGGAAUGUCUCUGAUAUCUGGCGCGGCUCGCAGUCCGAGCACAGGCCGGAAGUCGAUGCCAGGGUGCAGGCGGAGAAGGCGUACGCGGAGCUUAAGAAGGCAGGCUACAAGGGGACUGUCAAGGGAAGCUAUAUGCAGGACGUGCAGAUGAGGGCUCCCGUUGCGGAGCACUCUUGCAGAGCGAGCCAGGCGCAGUGGGACGGCAGCAAGACUAUGGGGCGUCACUCGAGGCAGAAUUCCGGAGAAGGAUACGGGUCUGGAAGCUCGAUUCGGAGUUCGUUCCAGGAACUACGCAAGGCCAAGUCGUCGCUAGGCAUCCAUUAUAUCAAGCGAGGAUCGGAGGACUCGGAGCGUCCCGAAGUGCGCAAAUCGCGAUCCCGCAAGGAGCUACAGAAGCAAACCAAGCUGCUGAAGCGGGUCAGUGAUCUCGAGGGGAAGCUUGAACGCGCGAGGCGCGAGCUGCGCGAGCUGACGGGCGAGGAGGAGGAGCCGGUAAGGACACUCUGCCAGGAGAGACCCUAUCAUCGACAGUUCGUGCCCGGUGCCCUCCCCACGCUACCUUCGGAGCGAUUCUACGAGAAUGAUGCCACAGCAGUGCCUGAUUCACAAGCAGUCGAGCUAGCGCCUCUGUCCGUCACGUCUGGGAAUGUCCGACGAGUGGCUGAGAGCCAGGGGAACGGAUUGGAGGAUGCGAGCGUCGUCGGCAAAACCGCUCGAAGCUCACCAAAAAAAAAGACACCUGCCGUGCCUGUGGAAAGCCCGUCCCUAAAGAGAAAGUCGCCGGAUCCAAAGACAGUCCGUGACAAAGUUCAUCAAAUGACUAAAGAUUCUCCUAAGAAGGAGACUCGGUAUGAAGAACCCGCCCGUUUUCAUGAAACCAAUACACCCCGAAAGGCGACAAAAAUGGGAAAGAGCGACAGUCCUGGAUCUGUUGAGCGAAAGCGGACGCAGGAUCAAACCCAGCCAGAAGAGCACGAAUACCGAGGAAGAAACCAACCUCAACCCCGUCGACGCUCAAACACCCGCUCCCCCUCCACCCACGGACGAAGAUCAACCUCGCGGAGUCGAACGACGCCAUGUCUCCGGAUGAAGCAAGGACGCUCAGAUCUUCGCUCCGCCAGCUCCAGUGCCAGCGAGAAUCAGUUGCAUGAGCUCGAGAAGCAACCGAACCGCGAGAACGAACCUCCACAGGAGCCUUACCUCGACUAUCCGAUCCUAGAUCUGAAGGAACUGGACGACAGGUCCGGCGCUCCCACUCCAGCAUCCACCCCCAGCCGGGGCUACGAGCACGAGCGUAUCCCGCCUGUGCCUCCACUCCCGAAAAACCUAGCUGCCACAGCUGCAAAGGUAGAUCGACGGCUAGCGAAGGAGAUCUGGAAGCGGAGGAACGCACACAUGCAGAUCUCGGGCCAGACACAACCCAUGGAAGAGGACUUUCGAUGGCCCGAGGAUUUUUUCUGA
This is a messenger RNA of Aspergillus thermomutatus, 2022 nucleotides long. RefSeq names its product putative nuclear RNA binding protein. The record is from RefSeq and is a predicted model, not a curated record. Lineage: Eukaryota; Fungi; Ascomycota; Eurotiomycetes; Eurotiales; Aspergillaceae. The coding region runs from base 1 to 2022 and encodes 673 amino acids. The transcript has a single exon.